This is a messenger RNA of Punica granatum (pomegranate), 1597 nucleotides long. The record is from RefSeq and is a predicted model, not a curated record. Lineage: Eukaryota; Viridiplantae; Streptophyta; Magnoliopsida; Myrtales; Lythraceae.
GCUUGUCUUGCUUCUCACAAAUUUCUCUCUUGGGCCAUCUAUAUCUUGUGAUCUUAUAACGGUGAGACGCAACCCAGGAAAGAAGUUCCUGUGUUACCUUGUCCUGGCGACGCAGUCAGUAGAAGCAAAAUGAAGUUACUGGGUUGGAUGCACCGGAAGUUCCGCCAAGGUAGUAAUGAACAACUCAAGGAUUUUGUCAUAGGGCAUGCGUGUAAUUGCCUUUCGGGCCAGCCGAUGCUUGAUGACCAAUGCAACCACCAGAACCUGAGCUGUGGAAGCAAAGUCUUUAAGCAAGGGCAGGCAGACCACCACCUUCGAAAGUCAUUUGCAGGUUUACAAGCAGCAACAGGAGAAGCUGAAGAAGUCCCACCAGCUGGAGCAUCCGAGCCCUUCCAUGGCUUUCUCGCUAUCGGUACCCUGGGCUCGGAACCCGGGUUUUCUGACCCAGCAACCCCGACAUUCCCUAACUAUGUCGAGAAUAUUACUGACAAGGACGCUGAAGUUACAGAGAAUGAACUGAAGAUGAUCAAUGAUGAGCUGGAGAAGGUCCUCGUGGCUGAAGCUAAUGAAGACUGGUGCAACACUUCGUCGGGGAGGAACAGCCAUGUCAGCAAUGGAAGAAGCAGCCACGGAAGCACCAUAACACUCAGCGGGAAACCGAUGGAAGGCCAAGAGAGCAGCGCGAGGGGGAGCACUAAUGUGUGUCCACUCCAGGAGUUCCUGUUCGGGUCAGCCAUAGAACUGCCGGAAACGACAGCAGUAGCAAAAAAGGAACAUAGGACGUCGCUCGGGGAGUUGUUUCAGAGGAGCAAGACAGCCGAGGAUUGCUGUGCAAUGAAAUGCGAGCCCGAGGAGAACCAAAUAGAGAAGGAAGUCGACAAGUCCACGGUGAGUCUCGUGAAGAACAAGCUAAAGAAAAAGCUCCUCAAGGGCUCCAAUGUAACUGCUGGAGUGAAGACUGAUCCAAACUCAGAAGCGACUACAUUGCACAAGAUCCUUCAUAUGUUCCACAAGAAAGUCCACCCUGAGAAUUCAAACACCGCAAAGAAGUCGGUUAAGCGACGGAAAAAUGGUAGCAAAAGUAAACCAGUAAAGAGUGGAAGCUGCAACAAUAGCGGAAACCAGCUGCCUCCCGAUCAGGACAUCAUGAUGUAUCCUCAAGGAGGAGACCUUCCAAUGGAACAGUCGCGACGCUCUAGGAACCAGCAGAAACCCAGCCGACUGAACUCUGCAGAGAGUGGGCCGAGCGGGAACCGUGAGUGUUGGAUCAAGACUGACGCCGACUAUCUGGUAUUGGAGCUGUGAAAGCCCAGGAAGCAGCACAACUACGUUUCCACAACCUCAUCGUAUUAUUAUCGAUCGGAGAAUUUACCUAAAAUGACUCAUAAUUUAACCGUUUUGUCAAAUUUAUUAUAUGCUUUUUUUUUGGUCAAAUAUAUCCCAUGGUUUACUUUUUGUAUCAAUUCUAUCCCGGCGUUAUCUUUUCUGUCGACAUCUAACGGCCAAGUUGAUGUGGGCGAACGGCCAAGUUGACGUGGCGCCCACAUGUCAAGUGUGGCCCACUAUCCCUCCACUUGCCACAUUAACACGGUCGUUA